AUGGGAAGUCAGCCGACGAACGUAGCUGUUAAUGUUAGCGCGAGCUGGCGUGCGCGAGCCAGUUUUCAGAAUAAGUGUACGGCGGUUGGAGGCGUCACGCUCAUCACCUACGACUACCUCCUCACACUUGAUCGCGAGAUUCGGUACAUCUGGAGGGGGAAGUUCACGGGUGCAAGUGCGAUCUACAUCGUCACACGUUACUCCUCCUUGGCCUCCCACAUCGUCAACUCCCUCAAUCUCUUCCCUUGGCCCGGCGAUUCAUCAGCAGUGAGCGUCUUCCUGACUCCCGAGCCCCAACAGAUACCAGCCACCUCUGACGCUCUUAACGUGGCAGAUGUACGCACGCAGCCGCGCCUGUGUCACGGGACCACAGUGGCAUUUUCUGUAAUGGGUGCCGUCGUUGUCGUGGGUGCCGCGGCGCUAGGGUCUGCGAACGCUGUCCCCUUGGUUUACGGAGCGACCAAGAUUCGUUCCCGCCACAUCCCAGGACCAAACAACAUCAGCACCAAGUGCAUCGUGGAUUUCUUGCGACACAAGUCCUUUCGCACCGAUCAUCGUCGGACGUUCCUGUGGAGUUAUCUGCGACUUGCUGGUCCUUACGUUGACGUGGAGACAUGCAAGGCCAUGGAGAGGAAGCGCACGCCAGAGAUCUCGCCUGCUUUCGUCGGUGCAUUGCCCGGCACUGCUGCAGUGUUGACCUCCCGCUUCAUCCUCGACUUGUUCGAAGCGAGCACGAGGACGCGCUUCGGCACUGGCCCCACAGUACGCCUCUCUGACAUGCCCAGUAUGGUGCCCUCGCGCUUGCUCGCGUCCCGACACGUUGGCGGUCUCGCCGCGGCUGGCCCCUCCCGAGGGAUUUUCGACGCGGAUGUCAGCUGGCGCGGGACAGAAGACAGCGAGAGCGUCUCCGGCACCACGGAUGACUACGACUUCGAGCUCCGGCCUGUUAACUUGGAACAACACGCCAGCGCACAGCACCGGUCCGACAACGUCCUCGACGACAUCCCGCGGCGGCCCGACAACAACACACCACCCCUGUCGCGGGCACAGCCCACUCACCACGCGCCAGACCUCGGUAGACAUACCUCCUAA
This is a messenger RNA of Epithele typhae, 1092 nucleotides long. RefSeq lists its product as uncharacterized. The record is from RefSeq and is a predicted model, not a curated record. The coding region runs from base 1 to 1092 and encodes 363 amino acids. Lineage: Eukaryota; Fungi; Basidiomycota; Agaricomycetes; Polyporales; Epitheliaceae. The transcript has 8 exons.